Molecule: messenger RNA, 846 nt
Organism: Closterium sp. Naga37s-1
Lineage: Eukaryota; Viridiplantae; Streptophyta; Zygnematophyceae; Desmidiales; Closteriaceae
Source: the annotation of a GenBank genome assembly
AUGCCUUCUGCCCCCCCGCCACUACCCUCCAUGUGCACGCUCCCUCGCUGCCUGGUUCGACCCUCCCUGCCCUCCUCGCCCUCUCCCACCGCCCGCCGUUUGUUCCUCCCCGCCUGUGCCCUCCCCGCGUCUACCUUCUCCUACCCUCCUAUGCCGCACGCUUCUUCCUUUCCCUCGCUGACCUACUCCACUCCCUGCCUCUCCUCAAUCCGCACUCUGCCCCUCAUUUCUCGCCCGCCUGCGCUAGGCCUUUACCCCGCCUUCCACUCGCUGGGAUUCUCCGCCCCCCUCCUCCCCCACGUUCCCUGUCUCCUGCUCUACCUCCCCUGCCUUUGGCUUCCAACCUCCCUUCCCCGCGUUUCCUCCCUCUGCGUGCUCGGCUUCUCCCAUCCCUGCCUCUCGCUUCUCCUCGCCCUGCCCCUCGAUUCCUCCCCUCCCCUCCCCCCCGUGACCGCUUUCUUCCCUCCCUGGCCUUCCCUUCCUUUCUCAGUAACUCUCCUUCAUUCCCUCCCCGCCCCUGGCCGCCCAUACCCCUGUCCUUGCUUUCUCCCCUCCCUGCCCCACGGUUCUUCCCUCCCCACGCUUACCUUCCACCCUCCGUGCCCAUCCUUUGAUUUCCCCGCACCCAUCGCCCUUCCCCUCCCUGGCCCUCAUUUCCCACACCCUCGCCCAUGCUUUCUACCCUCCCUGCCCCUCCUUUCCUCCCUCCCUACGUUCAGCAUCUCCCCUCUCUGCCCCUCUCAUCCUCCCUCCCUGCCCUUUGCUUUCCCCUUUGUCGAACACAAGAUCAAGACUGGUUUGACUCUCUCUCACAGCAGUGUGGACUUCAAAGGACUGUAUGCAUGA